AUGAUUAGAUGGAAACUUUUGAAAGAGACUUCUAAGUUAUCAGCAAAUGUGAACAGACACCUUCAUAGUUCAAGGCUGUAUGUCAGUUACCCUCCAAGAAAGUCAUAUUCAGCAAACUUAACCCCAUUGCAAGUUUUUUGGAAUCGAAGAGUUCCAAUAAAUUUCAAAUAUUUUAGCUUGAUAGGUGCUUCGGCGUGGGGAUUGACUCAUAUACAUCCUAAUAUUAUUGUAACAUUGGGUCCACCUAUUGCAUUAGGUGCUUGGUAUUCGUAUAAAAAGUGGAUAGCGAAACAAAGGAAAGUGGAAAUUGGGAAGAUCAUACCAAGAUCAAAAUCUGAAAUUACCCUUCAAGGAGAUAAGGUUGAGAUCUUAGUUUACGAUGAAAGCGAUAUCUUCAAUGUUUUACAUAACCUUGAAAACCAAUACGACCAUUUUAAAAUCCAGGUGAUCGACUUGAUAGAGAGGAGGAUUAUUGAUUACAUUACUUUAAAUAACGAUGAGUCGGCUCAAAAUUUUUCCCUAUUGAUAGAUGAGAAUAACCAAUUUUGUUUUAAUCUUGAACCCAAUGACAUCGAAACUUUCAUCCUGACGAAGGUUCCCUUUCCCAAAUUUGAGGACGAUGGUCGAGUUUUGCCGAGCUCAAAUGAUAAUUUAGACAUGGUGGACUAUAUAAAGUUAUCUUUGCCAGUAUUCACUAGUAAGGAUGUAAGUUCAAGAAAACGGGUGGGUACCAUUGAAGCUUAUAUGCUCGAAAUACCGUGUGAAAGUCCUCGAGACUACAGUGAGUAUUCUAUGCUAAUAAAGUUUACACCAUUUGCUUCAUUCCGCAGAAGCUCAGGAGCUUUCGAAGUUAGGAACAUUAGAGAUAGAGGGGUUUACCAAAGCCAGCUCUUGAAAGAGGUUCGCUCAAGAACAAAAGGGGGCUCCGAGGAAGAUCCUGAACAUGAAAUUACUGUAAAUAUAUAA
This is a messenger RNA of Priceomyces carsonii, 966 nucleotides long. It is a transcript of the gene GOA1, whose product is annotated as Goa1p. The transcript has a single exon. NCBI's taxonomy places the organism in Eukaryota, Fungi, Ascomycota, Pichiomycetes, Serinales, Debaryomycetaceae. Bases 1 to 966 code for a protein of 321 amino acids. The record is from RefSeq and is a predicted model, not a curated record.